Messenger RNA from Girardinichthys multiradiatus, 5405 nucleotides. It is a transcript of the gene c4b, whose product is annotated as complement 4B (Chido blood group). The coding region runs from base 33 to 5120 and encodes 1695 amino acids. Gene Ontology annotation, molecular function: protein binding; endopeptidase inhibitor activity. The transcript has 41 exons. The record is from RefSeq and is a predicted model, not a curated record. Gene Ontology annotation, biological process: complement activation. Gene Ontology annotation, cellular component: extracellular region. NCBI's taxonomy places the organism in Eukaryota, Metazoa, Chordata, Actinopteri, Cyprinodontiformes, Goodeidae.
GUCAGAGCAGGCAGAGUAGCAGAAGCAGCAAAAUGAAGUUUUGUCUUGUUUUUGUGCUUCUCCUGAUCUCAGCUUUGAAGGACACAUUGGGCACAAGAUUCUUCAUCUCAGCCCCCAAUGUGUUUCACCUGGGUGUCAAGGAGAAAGUGUUUGUACAGAUGGGAGGUCAAUAUCUCAACAAAUUUGUUGAUGUAUACCUGGAAGGGUCUUUUGGGACACUUGUGUCUGCAAGGGAAACUACACGUUGUACAACAGAAGGGGAAAUCAAAACAGUUGAACUAACGAUAAACAGAAACACAUGGUUAGAAAUCAAAAGAAGAAAUAUAAAAGCACCCCCCUACCUCAAACUUGUGGCAGAGGUCCAAGGUGAAAGAACUAGGAAAAUAACAAAUGUCCUGGUCUCAAACCACAGGGGAUAUAUCUUCAUACAGACUGAUCAGCCAGUGUACAACCCAACACAGCAAGUGAACUACAGGAUUUUCACUCUUAAUCACAUGUUUAGGCCACAUGAGGAAACUGUCUGCAUAUCAGUGUUUAAUGCUGCUGGAAGCAAAAUAAUGAAGACUCUGAGGACAGCAGAGGGUGGGAUUUACCAAGGCCGUUUCCCAAUACCAAGUAUAUCUGAAAUGGGCAUUUUCAAGAUCACGGCACACUAUGAAGAUGAUGAAGCAAACGCUGCUGUGCGAGAGUUUAAAGUCAAAAAGUUUGUUUUACCAAGUUUUGAAGUGACCAUUGAAACAGAACGGCGUUACAUUUUGUUGAAUGAUGAACAGUUUGACUUCACAAUUUCAGCAAUGUAUUCCUAUGGUGAAAAAGUCAAGGGCGCUUAUCACUGCCAGUUUGGUGUGAAAAAAGGUCUAGCACCUCACAUUCUCAGUGGCCUGAGGCUGACUGGUUCGGUUGUGAAUGGAAGAGCUACAGCCACUCUUCACUUUAAUGAUAUUGAUUGGAAACAGCUGAACCAAACCCUCUCUGACUUGCAGAAAAGUGGAUCUCAGCUUUAUGUGGGAGUAUUUGUCACCAACAUUCAAAAUGGUGAAGUGCAACAGGGAGAAAUUUACCUUCCCAUCAUUACCCAUAAAUACAGCAUAGAUCUUUCUCGAACUCGUUCACAUUUUCUUCCUAAAGUUCCACUAGAUGUGGUGGCUGUUGUUCGUCACCCUGACGGGACACCAGCAGUUGGUGUGCCAGUAAAUAUUUCUGCAACCGCAUCCAAAGUGGACUUUUGGCAAGGAACCACUAAUCAGGACGGGGAAGUGUUUUCUGUCUUUAAUGUUGUUUCUACCUCUCCAAUUACAGUUGAUGUUUCAGCAGAUGGUCUUCAACGCAGAAAAACUUUAAUAUCUGCUUCAUCACCCAGUGGAAGUUAUCUUUACAUAGGAAUUACCCACAAGGUUUACCAGGUGGAUGAAUUCCUUCGUGUAACAUUUACCACUAUCAAUGGACCAACUAAUGGAUACAUUUAUUACAUGGUUUUGAACCGUGGGAUGAUAAUAACAACACAUUCGCUUCACAUGGGUACAAUAACUCGUGAAAAUCUGCUGAUAACAGCUGAUAUGGUUCCAUCUUUCCGCCUGGUUGGUUACUAUUACAGCAAAACAGGUGACAUCAUAGCUGACUCUGUGUGGGUCGAUGUCAGGGAUGAAUGCAAAUUAAAGGUCACGGUCAAACAUAAAGGACAGCCUACGCCAGGAAAACCAACUGAACUGGAAAUAGAUUUACACAAGCAAGAAGCUAAAGUGGCUUUGCUAGCUGUGGAUAAGGCUUUCUAUGGUCUCAAAGCUGAUAAUAAACUUACAGCCAAACAGAUAUUUUCGACCAUGACCUCAUAUGACCUUGGCUGUGCAUACAGUGGAGGAUCUGACACAGCAGCAGUGCUCGUGGAUGCUGGCCUUGCUUUUGCUUCUCAGGCCAAGACCGAGUGGAGGAAAGAUUUUGGAUGUAAAUCAAAAAAUGUAAGGUCAAGACGUUCAGUGGACCUUAAUAAAGAAAAGAUGAAAUUGAAGCUAGAGUUUGAAGAAGCUGAACUGCAAAAAUGUUGUAUUCAUGCAUUUUCUCACAUCCCAAUGAGAGAAAAUACAUGCAAGACAAGAUCAAACCGGGUCCGUCUAGUGAAAGGAAAUCAGGCAUGUGCGGAUGCUUUCCUAAAGUGCUGCCUUGCAGCAGAGAAACUGAGACAAAAAAAGAUGCUCGAGGAUGCUCAGAGUGGACUUGGAAGGACUGCAACAACAGCUGACAUUGAAGAGUUUUUUUUUGAGACUAACGCUCAGUAUAUUAGACGAUUUUUCCCCCCAAGCUUUGAAUUCAAAGAUUAUUUGGUAAAUGACAAAAAAUGGCACUAUUUAAUGCUCCCUGACUCUAUCACCACAUGGGAGAUUCAAGUUGUCACUUUAUCUCCAGAAACAGGUCUGUGUGUAGUUAAGCCACAUGAGAUCAGAGCUUUUAAGAAGUCAUUUGUGUCUCUGAGGCUACCUUACUCCGUGAAAAGGUUUGAGCAACUGUCUAUUGCACCCGUUAUCUACAACCAUGAUGAGCGAGAGUUACGGGUGGCUGUACAUAUGGAACAAACCGAAGGAAUUUGCUCCCCUGCUUCCGCCACCGCCCUUUCCUACAGGGAAAUAACUGUAAAGAACCACUCUUCUCAGUUUGUUUCCUUUUCAGUUGUCCCCAUGGUAGCUCGUUCAUUACCUAUUAAAAUACGUCUCUUUGAUGUUGAAAGGGAGAUGGGAAUAGAUGCAUUGGAGAAAGUCUUAAAAGUACAAACUGAGGGAGCAUUAAGGCGAGAGGAGAAAACUAAUCUGGUUAAUUUAGAUGGACGGAGUUCACAUACAAUAUAUCUUGAUGGGACAUUGCCAGAUGACACAGUCCCCGAGGCCAGUACCAAUAUAUUUGUUUCAAUGGAAGGGAAUGGAUUUGGUGGUUCAUUUGCAAAGAAUCUUCUUUCCCCAGAAAAAGUUUUAAAACUUAUCGAACUACCUACAGGGUGCUUGGAACAGACGAUGCGAAAACUAGCACCGACAACCUUAGCCAUCCGCUACCUUGACUUGGGUGGCCAGUGGUUUUACCUGGAUUCUGGCGCCCGAGAUGACGCUCUUGAUAAAAUUGAACAUGGCUAUAUGAAGAUUUUAUCAUAUAAGAAACCCAAUGGAUCCUACGGAGCAUGGAGGGAUGUGUCAUCAAGUAACUGGGUGACUGCUCUUGUAGUAAAGAUUCUGUCAAUGAUUGCGGAGCGUCAAACAGCUGGUUCUGGAGAGCUCGGUCGACGUGUCAAAGUUGUACCAGAAGAAGAGAUAAACCACCCGGUCAGUUACUUGCUGUCAGUACAGCAGAAUGAUGGCUCCUUCAGAGACCCUAAUCCUAUGUUACACAGAGGCGUCCUGAGAGGAAAAGACCAAUAUGCAUCCAUGACUGCCUUCAUCACUCUUGCAUUGAACCGGUCCCAUCAAUUUCUUACAUCUGAAAUGCAAAAUGAAGUGGAGACAAGCAUAUUAAGGGCAACAACGUAUCUCCAGUCACAACUUGAAGAGCUGAGCCAUACCUAUGCGGUGGCUAUUACAGCUUAUUGCCUAUCAGUUUCCCAGCUACUGGGGGAGGAUCGAGUAAAUGCAUGGAAUAAACUUCAAUCAAUGGUGACAACAGACGAGAAUAAUUGCUACCUGUGGACAAAUAGCACCACGACCACAGCCAUCACAAUUGAGACCACAUCCUAUGCUCUCCUAGCUGCAGUGAAAAAUGGUGACAGCGAGUGGGCAAACCGUACAGCCUGCUGGUUGGUCAGUCAAGAAAACUAUUUUGGGGGCCAACGAUCAUCUCAGGACACCAUCAUGGCACUGGAAGCCCUGUCAGAAUAUGAGCUAACAAAGAGUGUUAGUUCUGUCACAGAUGUAACAGCAGAGUUUACAGUCCCAGGAAAGAUUGAAAUCAUUAAGCUUGAACUGAAAAACAAUAACGAGAUAGUGGAAACAGACCUGCAGAAACUUACUGGGAAAAACAUCACCAUAGAGCUGAAAGGACAAGGAGAUAUCAAGCUGAAAACUGUAAAGGCUUAUCAUCUGUUGGACCCUGAAGAUGAUUGUUCCAAACUUAAUAUCAGUGUCAAAGUGGAGGGGAAAGUGAUGUACACCGCAAAGAUCAUAGAUAAUUAUGAGUACUACGAUGAUUAUGAUGCUACUGUGGAAAAGCAGACACGUGUAGCACGGUCGGCGAUUGAGCGUUUUGAUGCUCUCACACGAAGCAGGAGAGAUGUUGAAAAUGACCUAUAUUCAGACAACAUUGUUACUUAUACUGUCUGUGUCAGUUAUAGACCAAACAGCCCUCUCACUGGAAUGGGCAUCGCAGACAUCACAUUACUUAGUGGAUUUGAGGUGGAAGUCGAAGACCUGGAAAGGCUAAAACAGCCACCUGAGCAAUACAUUAACCAUUAUGAGAUAUCCCCUGGAAGAGUGCUGUUAUACUUUAAUGAGCUGUUUGAGACCGAAGAAUGUGUGAGUUUCAGUGCUAAUCAGACAGUACUAGUUGGCCUUUUACAACCUGCUCCAGCUGAAUUCUAUGAUUACUAUGAACCAAAUGUAAAAUGCACUGUGUUCUACUCGCCCCCACGAAGAAGCAAGUUGGUCUCCCAACUGUGUUCAGAAGAUGUUUGCCAGUGUGCAGAAAGACCCUGUCAUACAGUACAAGAUACCUUCAAAUCAAAACAAGGCAAAAGAAUCGCAAAGAAAAUUCGUGUAGAUCACGCAUGCUUCUUCCCCAGAGUGGAUUAUGCUUACAUUUUGGAAGUCACGGAAGUUUCUCAUAGGAGCAACUUUGAGCUGUACAAAACUAGAAUCAUUGAGACCCUCAAAUUUCAUGGAGACCUCCACGUAAUGGCCGGCAGUGUUCGAGUGUUUGCCAAAAGGCUUCAGUGCAAGGGGUGGUUAGACCUAGGAAGACAGUAUCUGAUUAUGGGCAAAGAUGGGUCCACUAAAGAUGCAGAUGGAAACAUGCAGUACCUGUUGGAAUCAAACACCUGGGUGGAAAAGAAGCCACAAGAUACGGAAUGUGAAAAAUCUAGAAACAGUUAUGGUUGUGCUCAGUUUAAUGCAUUUACUGAGGAAUACAAAACCUAUGGCUGCAAACAGUAAAUCUGAUUAACAAAAAUGUUAACCUUCAAGGCAGUUCAGACAUUAUUAUUGAUGAAUUGUUUUCUUUGUCUUUGUGAUAACUUGCAUAAAAAUAAAUGCAUAAUAAUAUAUAAUUUCACUAUAGUCUGUCAGGAAAAAGCAGAAAUAAUCAGACCUUAAGCAAAUGACUCUUUAGGCCAGACUACCACUGUAUCAUUUCUAGUUAACAGAGUCUUUCAUUUGUGUAUGUUGCACUUACAAGAUAUCUUACUGAAAUAAACACUGCUUAAUGUUUGUUGAAAAAAA